UUUGAAAAUCUAUUAAGUAAGAGUGGAUGCUUAUUUGUUGGUGGCGUAUAAAUUUAAUAAAAGUAAAAUAAAACAAGAAAAAACUAUUAAAAGCUAUGAAUAUUUGAAUUUAUUAACUUGACGGGUAUUACACGUAAUUUGGCAAUGUGGUGAUUCGUACGUACUAGUGAAGUGUUAAAUAAUAUUGUUUUUUUUACACAAAAACGAAAACAAAAACAACUUCUAUACAUGUGUUUAGCAAAAAGAAAACGUCAUUAAAAAACAACUGAUUUCUCUUGGAGGGUCGCGCGAUUUUGCGUAAAAAACAGAAAAUAUACACAAACAAAAUCGGGAAAAAAUAGAAAAAUUAUAAAAGAAAUUAGUAAAUGAUGGUGAAGGUGCAUUAGCAAAUUAGUUUAGUAUAAAAAAAGCUGGAUGACAACAAAUGAUUUAGCAAAUAAGGUGAAAUAUUUCAACAGAUAAAGUGUAAUUGAAAUGCAAAUUAUAAAAAAAUACAUAUUGAUUUUCUUCUAAGUGAAUAAAAUGAGACAAACAACAAUAAACACCAAUGUAAGGUUCCUGUUUUGAAAAGAGAAAAAUGUGCUAAAAGUACUCGUCGUACCUGAGCUGGAAGCAACAAAUAACAAUAAAGUGUCCUCACAAAAUUACCUAAAUCACCUACAACUACCUCGCUGAUUUUAAAUUAUUUAUUGUAUAAAUAUCUCAACUACCCCAUAAUAUAUUGCAAAUAUGUCUAAUUUUGAUGCCUGGGAUUAUGCGGUGUUGAUCACCAUCCUGGCCAUAUCGGCAUCUAUAGGAAUUUAUUAUCGCCUAUCGGGCGGCAAACAAAAAACCACCAAAGAAUAUUUAAUGGCUGAUCAAAGUAUGUCAGCGUUACCAGUAUCAUUUAGUUUAAUGGCGAGUUUUAUGUCGGCCAUAACUCUGCUGGGUGUCUCCAAUGAGAGUUAUCAGUUUGGCAUUAUGUUCUGUGCCAUUAAUAUAGCCUAUAUUUUAAGUACACCUCUGGCAGCUUAUGGAUUUCUACCGGUUUUCUAUCGCAUGCGCACCACAAGUGUUUAUGAGUAUUUGGAGCGACGUUUUGGCCACAGCAUGCGUUUGGUGGCUUCGUUGGCCUAUUCAGUACAAAUGAUUUUAUAUAUGGGCAUAGUAUUGUAUGCACCCGCCUUGGCGCUGGAAGCUGUAACGGGUUUAAGUCAUGUGGCCGCCAUUUUAGCUAUAGGUUUAGUUUGUACCUUCUACUCGACUCUGGGUGGCAUGAAGGCUGUGCUCAUCACUGAUGUCUUUCAAUCUUUACUCAUGUUUGCCGGCAUUUAUUCGGUGAUUAUAGUAUCGGCCAUUAAGGCUGGAGGUCUUCAGCCCAUUUGGCAAGCGGCUCAGGAAACAGGUCGUUUAGAUGUUAGUGCCAUUUCCUUGGAUCCUACAAUACGUCAUACUUGGUGGAGUUUAAUUAUUGGUGGUAUGGUUACUUAUCUAUCACUGUAUGGUGUUAAUCAAACUCAGGUGCAACGUCUCUUAAGUGUGAGGGACUUGAAAGGUGCUCAGGCGGCGCUAUGGUGGAAUUUGCCUAUUUUGAGCUGUUUGAGUUUUAGUACUCUGUUUACGGGUUUGGCGAUAUUUUACUAUUAUCGCAAUUGUGAUCCUGUGCUGAAUGGCCGCAUUAAGUCCAGAGAUCAAUUGAUGCCGCUAUUUGCUGUGGAUACUAUGGGUCAAUAUCCCGGCUUGUGUGGACUCUUCGUAUCGGGCAUCUUCUCUGCCAGUCUCUCAACUGUGUCUUCAGCUGUUAGCUCUCUCUCCGCCGUAACUUUAGAGGAUUAUUUAAAACCUUUAUAUAAGAAAAUAUUCAAAAGAGCCAUGACCGAUUCCAGCACCACAUUGCCCUCGAAAAUAAUGGCCUGUAUAUAUGGUCUAGUAUGCAUAGCUUUGGCCUUUGGAGCCGGUUCAAUGGGUGGAGUAUUGCAAGCUUCACUCACUAUAUUCGGUGUAGUAGGUGGUCCUCUAUUGGCUGUUUUCACUUUGGGCAUGUGCACCACGAGAGCUAAUCAAAGAGGUGUAAUAGCAGGACUGUUGUGUGGUCUGUGUUUUGCAUUUUGGAUUGGUUUUGGUGGACCCAAACCACCACCACCAUCUUUGCCGCUAUCCGAUGAUGGCUGUAUCGCCGCUAAUACAACUUUAGUAGCGGAAUCAUUAAGAGUCAUAGAGGAGUUUGUUAAUGAAACCGUAAGCACUACAACGGAACAAAGUUUAAGUGCAGCACCCCACUAUUUCUGGCUUUAUCGUCUGUCGUAUAUGUGGUAUUGUGUUUUGGGUUUCAUUAUCACUCUUUGCUUAGGCUAUAUGUUUAGUUGGCUACUGGAACGUUUCGAUUGGGCUGAUAAUUCUCAGAUAUAUUUGGAUUUGGCCUGCAAACAAUUGGACUAUGACUUAUUUGUGCCUUUACUGUCGCGCAAAUUGCAAGAACAAGCUGCUGCUUCAGAAGAGUUGGGUAAAUUAAAUUAUUGUCAUACGGUGACUUAAAAAUCUAGUUAAUUUUAUUUAUAUUGCUAUCAAUAUUAUAAUUUUUAUUGUAAAUUUUUUUAGCGCUUAAGUUUUUAUAUGUAAGGGUUUUAAUUUGUAUUAAGUUUGAAAAUAAGGGGGUUCUAUUCUUUUCAUAUAUAAAUUAGCUAUCUCAUUAGAGAAUAUUUUUACUUUUAUAUAAAUUAAAGUUUUCAGUUCAAAUUUUUAAGUUUAAAAUUGUGUUUUUAUAGGAAUUCUACUUUAAUAUUAUGUUAAUUUACUUAAUUUUUAAAAAAUUACUUACUUUGUAACUAAGUUUUACUUAAUUUUAACAAAAACUUAAUUUAACUUAAUUUUUUCUUGAUAUUAAUUUAUUUGUUAAUUAAAUUAAUUUUUAAAGAAAAACUAAAAUAUUGAAAUACAUUUCUACUGAAAAGUGAACUUUAAAAGUUCAAAUGUAA
Messenger RNA from Lucilia sericata (common green bottle fly), 2954 nucleotides. RefSeq names its product putative sodium-dependent multivitamin transporter. The transcript has 3 exons. Gene Ontology annotation, cellular component: membrane. Gene Ontology annotation, biological process: sodium ion transport; transmembrane transport. NCBI's taxonomy places the organism in Eukaryota, Metazoa, Arthropoda, Insecta, Diptera, Calliphoridae. The record is from RefSeq and is a predicted model, not a curated record. Gene Ontology annotation, molecular function: symporter activity. Bases 730 to 2514 code for a protein of 594 amino acids.